AUGCUGUUUAAGUUAAAUAUCCGACGUCGGUGUUAUCGUUUAUGGUAUUCAACGUCUGUUCGAUUAAUUCAUUUAAUAAUAUUACUUGUAAUAACAUUUUUAAUUGUUUUAUUAAUAAAGUUAAGAAAAAAAGAAGAUUGUUGGCUUGAUAAGUAUCGUGCUCGUCUUUUUUGUUUUGUAUUAACAAAUGAAGAAAAUUUAGAAAGUCGAGGUCGUGCUGUUUAUGAAACAUGGGCACGUCGAUGUGGUCGAUUUGUAUUUGUUACUCGAUUAAAUUCUUCUAGAAAUUGUGAAAAUAAAACUGAAAAAAAUUUACAUGGAUUAUGUGAAUUUCCAAUAGAAAAUAUAACAACAUUACCAGAUGAAAGCUAUUCACAUUUAUCAGAUAAAGUUCGUGCAUCACUUUUAUAUUUUAAUGAAUAUUAUCCAAAUUAUGAUUGGUAUCUGAAAGCAGAUGAUGAUACUUAUAUUAUUGUUGAAAAUUUACUUCGAUUUUUAAUUAGUACUAUUAAACGUUAUCCAAAACCUGUUUUAUAUGGUUAUCGGUUUGGUGAAGAUUAUGUAAGUGGAGGUGCUGGAUAUGUAAUAACACGUGAAGGACUGAACUUAUUUAGUUCACAUAUUAAAAAUGAUUCAAUUUAUUCUCAAUGUAACUCGACAAUGGAAGAUAUGAUGAUUGGAAAAUGUUUCGAAAAGGUAUUUCAAAUUGAAUCUCAUGAAAAUAUAAAACAUUUAACAUUGGUUGGAGAAACAAUUGAUCAACAUGGAAGAGAAAGAUUUCAUCCGUUAGCUUUUCGUCUUCAUUUUAAUGGACCAUUAAAUAAAACCAAUCGAGAAUGGAUCUAUUAUAGACCUUUUCAUCCUACUUUAUUUGGUUACGAAGCAAUAAGUGAAACAACAAUUAGUUUUCAUUAUACACAACCAAAUGAUAUGUAUCAAAUUCAUUCACUAAUUUAUGAUAUUAAACUAUUUGAUAGACAAUUGUGUCUUGUUUCACAUUUGUAA
Rotaria socialis is the source of this 1005-nucleotide messenger RNA. The record is from the annotation of a GenBank genome assembly. Lineage: Eukaryota; Metazoa; Rotifera; Eurotatoria; Philodinida; Philodinidae.